AUGUCGUCAAUAGUAUUGAAUACGCUACGCAGGGAGGCUUUGUGUCGGUUUCGUACCUUUAUCGUCCAGCACAGACCCACCACCGUGAUAGUGUUGAGAGAGUUUCGUGAGAACGCUGGGCUCAGGCAUCCUUACGCUGAGCAGAAUAAACACAAGCGAGAGGAGUUUUCGCUUCUGGAAGCGACACAUCAUGAUGCCGAUCGUUUCGGGACGCUUUCACCACAGGUCGACGAACCGGAAACGCCUGAUAAAGGUGACCUGUGCGAGGAGGAGUUUCUUCAGCGAGGAACCCUCCGGAGACAAAGGUUCUCCAUACGCCAGUACGCCGAUAUGAUCAAGGAUCAUUUGAAAAACAACCGCAUUCAAGAGGCCAUCGACGUGGUGGCGGUUACUAUGAAGAAUGAUCGCGUGAAACCGACAAACUAUCACUUUAACCUGCUAAUCGGGGGAUGCUCUCGUGUGGGGUACAGUAAAAAGGCCUUCCAACUGUAUAACAAAAUGAAACAACACGGGUUGAAAGUAACAGGCGGAACGUACACGUCUCUCUUCAAUGCGUGCGCCAUGUCACCUUUCCCCGGAGACGGAUUGAAACGAUCCAAUCAGCUGCGGGAAGUGAUGCUGGAAAAAGGGUACGACCCGAAUGAGACAAACUACAACGCAAUGAUAAAGGCAUACGGGCGUUGCGGGGACUUGAAGACGGCUUUCCAGUUGGUUGACGAAAUGAUGUCGCGUCAGCUGCCAAUUGCAACGGACACGUUUAAUUUUCUUCUGCAAGCAUGCAUAAGCGACAACGAGCACGGCUUUCGGCAUGCACUGUUGGUAUGGCAUCGGAUGCAUCGAAUGCAGGUUACACCGAACCGUUACUCGUUUAACCUGUUACUGCGAUGUGUUCGCGAUUGCCAAAUGGGACCGAUCGAGACAAUGGAAGAGUGCAUCGAACAGAUCCUCAGCAAUAGCAUUGGAAACCUGGGGUCAAACAUGAUAACAAGAAGCGAAAAAUCCGUAAUGGACGACCUACCUAAUGUUAGAAUAGCAGAACCGACGGCCGUCCAAACGAACAUUACCAAACCACUUCAAUCUGAAGGAGUUCCGGAUUUACUGUCACCUAGUCCUCAUCUGGGAAGCUUGGUAAAGCUAGGUGAGGUACGAAAACCGGAAGAUCGAUUGCUGCUGCUGGGUGGGUUUGCGAAAGUGCUUUCCGAAAUGGCAAAAUGCGGUGCUGAACCAGAUAUUCGAACCAUGACCGAACUUCUGGAUGUCAUUCCACCGACGUACGCAGCAGAAAAACAUAUACUAACAACGAUAAAGCAGCUAAAGCUUCGCUGCGAUAUUGACUUUUUCAAUAUUCUCAUCAAGAAGCGAUCGAUGCGGUUUGAUUACGAAGGUGCAAAGGAUGUGUUGCAUAUGAUCGAGGCUGCUAACCUGGAACCGGACAUCGUUACCUACGGUGUGCUGGCGCUCGGUUGCCAGACACAGGACGAAGCACGGUCGCUGCUGAAAAUGAUGCACGAAGUAGACGUGCGCGUUAACAUACAAAUCCUUGGUGCUAUGUUACGGCAGGGAUGUGCACGGAGAAACUUUCGCUACAUCACCGAGAUUCUCAACAUCGUUAAGCGCGAACGGUUAAUGCCGAACGAACAGUUUUUGCGCCACUUGGAAGAUUUUACGAAGGUGUGUGAAAAGCGAGAUCGUGAAUACGAGUCAAAGCCAAACAAAAAGGACCGUGAGGUGUUUAAAAUGGAGUACAACCGUUACCGGAUGCAGCUGGACGCGUGGCGUGAGCACAUGGGAUUGCAUGGGUUAGCAUUGGACCAGGCACUAGGAAUCGUACGCAGUCAUCCUUGGGAACAGUUUAAGGAACCGCAAGCUGCGGGGUACGAAAAUGUAAAAAAUCUGAAGCUUCGUCAUAAGAAAAAAAAGCUACAUUAUAUCCAGAAGAUAGAUCUGGAUGCAAUCAGUAGUGGGGAAGAGAAGAAUAAUGCUGGGACCAAGAAAGGAUUGAUAAGUUAG
This is a messenger RNA of Anopheles cruzii, 2010 nucleotides long. RefSeq names its product pentatricopeptide repeat-containing protein 1, mitochondrial. The coding region runs from base 1 to 2010 and encodes 669 amino acids. The transcript is spliced from 2 exons. The record is from RefSeq and is a predicted model, not a curated record. NCBI's taxonomy places the organism in Eukaryota, Metazoa, Arthropoda, Insecta, Diptera, Culicidae. Gene Ontology annotation, biological process: tRNA 3'-end processing. Gene Ontology annotation, molecular function: protein binding; tRNA binding. Gene Ontology annotation, cellular component: mitochondrial matrix.